AUGGAAGGCAUAACACAGCAAACAAUCUUCUCCGAACUAAUUGAAGUCCUGGAGAAAUGGACAUGGAAAAUUUCCUACUAUUACGCUUUGGUUUUGGGUCUCUCACCGGCGCCAUACAACUUCAAAACACAUCGAUUUCAAUACUCAUUGACCUAUCUGUGGUACAGUGCUCUAAUACAGGUUACCUGCCUAAUGAUGUAUCCCCUGAGUACACCACUCUUUGCCAGUGAGGAGACUCAACAGGACUACUAUAUGCAUAGCAAUGCCAUAUUGGUAUGGACUUACUAUGUGGGCAAAGCCACCCGAAUUCUGGCAAAUUUGGUUUUAAGUUUAGAAAUCUGGCUGAAUCGAAAACAGAUAUUAGACCUAUACCAAAACUAUUGGGCAUUUACAAAGAAGUAUGAAGAGUUUUAUCAACGCUACAAUAUGCAUGAUGACAUGAAAAGUGAACUCAACUCCAUACGUUGCUGUACAAUUUAUAAAUUUUGUUCCUCCCAUGCCAAUUCGAUCACCAUCUCAUGCCUUUAUCUACAAAUGCUACAACAGGCCAGUGUCAAGCAUUAUCUCAUAGAGUUGACCAAUUUUAUACAGAGCUUUUAUUUGCUGGAAUUCGGAAUGGAAUUAUUUGUUAUUAUGUCACAGAUGCAUUUGCAUUUUGUCUACAUCAAUAAAUCGUUGCAGAUGAUGGACCUAGAGAGUUUUUCAAACUCUUCGAUGUUUUUGCGGUGCCAAAUUUUGUGGGGUAUGCAUUUGGACUGUUAUACGUUGACAAGGCGCAUGUUGAAAAUCUGUCGCAAAAUCGGCUUUGUGGUAUUAAUCAAAAUCUUUACCACAAAUAUUAAUAUGCUCUAUCAUGCGGUACAAUUCGCUAAUGGAGGCAUAAUUACGGAUGAAAUUUCCACCAUUGUGGGAUUAUUAUCCAUAGUCAGUUUCUAUUGGGAUACCAUUUUGACUGUGAUAGGCAUAGAUAAUUUGCUAACGUCAUGCAAUCAGACAGCAAAAACGUUGGCCUUGAAUGCCGGCAUACUCAUGGAAUGGCAUGCAGAGGAUUGCUUUUGUAAAAUGAUUUCACAUUUCCAUGACUACUUGGCUUGUCAUCAACUCACCAUCAACAUUUGCGGAUUAAUCCCUCUCAAUAAAUCAAGCUGUCUCAAAUAUUUCCUCUCUGUACUUGUUCACCUAACAGUACUGGUGCAGUUUGAUAUGAAAUCAAAGCCAGCUGAGAUUAGUAAUUAA
Stomoxys calcitrans (stable fly) is the source of this 1236-nucleotide messenger RNA. RefSeq names its product putative gustatory receptor 58a. Gene Ontology annotation, biological process: sensory perception of taste. The transcript is spliced from 2 exons. Bases 1 to 1236 code for a protein of 411 amino acids. Gene Ontology annotation, cellular component: membrane. NCBI's taxonomy places the organism in Eukaryota, Metazoa, Arthropoda, Insecta, Diptera, Muscidae. The record is from RefSeq and is a predicted model, not a curated record.